ACACGUGAAGCCUGAUUUAUCAGCCGUUCAGCACUAGAAGAGAGAGACACAGAGAGAGAGAGAGACAGAGAGAGAAAGAGAGAAAGAAAGGAGAGGAGAGAGGCUCAGAGGAGAGCGUGAGAGAGAUAUAGAGGAAGAAAUAAAGAAAUAGAGCAGGCUGACUGACUGGCGUAGGAGAAUCUGCUGCUCAAUCCCAUCACCUGUAUCCAGAUCUUCACUGCCUCGUCAAGAUGAACCACAGCUCCAGUGAAAAAGAGCCAGAGACCAUAGAGCCCCUGCGCUACCUCAGUAAAACAGAGAUGGCUGCCAUUGAAAAUGAGCUGGUAAAGGAUUAUCGCUUUGGGCAGCAGCAGCUGAUUGAGAUGUGGGGUCAUGCAAGUGCUCUCGCCAUCACCAAAGCCUAUCCUCUGAGCUCCCUGACUAAGAAACAGCCCACAGUGCUGGUUAUUUGUGGCCCGGACCAGAAUGGCUCCAUUGGGCUGGUGUGCGCUCGUCACCUGCGCAUAUUUGAGUACGAACCCACUAUCUUUUAUCCAAAGCGCUCUUCCCACAGCUUACAUCAGGACUUCACCGUCCAGUGCGAGAAGAUGGACAUUCCCUUCCUCUCUUAUCUUCCGACUGAGGUGCAGCUCAUAAACGAUGCCUAUAAUCUGGUGAUUGACGCUAUCCUGGGCCCAGAAACGGACCUGAAGGAUGUGAAGGAGCCCUAUUCUGGAAUUUUGGUCACUCUGAAACAGGUGAAGAUACCCAUCGCCAGUGUGGACAUGCCUUCAGGCUGGGACGUAGAUGAAGCCAGUGAAGACGGGAUAGCUCCAGAAGUUCUCAUCUCGCUGACGGUCCCCAAAAAGUGCGCCACAAGUUUCUCUGGGAAGCACUUUUUGGCUGGACGCUUUCUUCCGUACGACAUGCAGAAAAAAUACGAACUCAACCUGCCCGAGUUUCCAGGCACAGAAUGCCUUAUAGAAUUGUAACCCUUGCACUACAAAGUUCAUAUUUUGGAUAAACAAGGAUAAACUCUACUAAACUUCUUUUGUAUUUUAUAGGUUGUUAGUGUGGUACAUUGUUGUUUAGACUUACGUGCGCUGAGACUGUUGUGGUUGCAAAUGCAAUGUUUAGAUACCGUGUGGAACUGAAGUUACUUUUUGUGUUUGCUUGAAAAUGGAAUAUUUUUUAUUUUUAAGAGAAUGAUGCACUUCAAAUUUAUCCCGGCUUUAUUUCUUCAUUAUGUUCAUUUUAUUUAUUUAUUUAUAGUUAAAAAAACAUACCUAUAUUGAGAGUGUAAAGGCUGUAAAUUUCUUAAAAACUGGUUAAAGCAUUUAAAGCAUCUAUGAUCCAUCCACACAUAUCUGGAUAUAUCUAAAAAAUAUAGGAAUCUCCAACAGCAAUUCUGAUUUUUUUUCUGAGGACACAAAUGUGCAAAUGCAGUGUAAGGAAAAACUUUUGUUUAAUGUCAGAGUUUUCAAAAAGCGGUGGUUUUGGUUUGAUAUGUGUGGAUGGAAACUGAAAGCAUUGAUGGAUUUGAUAGAUCCUCAGUUUUUAGUGUACUUCCAUGGGCUGUUUUUUAUAAUAGCUGUAGUAAAAACUGUACAUUACAGAUUUUUUUUCUUUCUUUUUCAUUUCUAAAACUUGAAAAUGCUUGAAAACUAGCCACCUAGAAAGGCUCCACGUUAUCCCAGCAGGCUGAAGCUAAACCCCUUUGUAUGGUUAAAUGGACCAGUGCAUAGCUGUAGUUUGGAUAGGUUGUAUUUUAAUGGCCAUUUCAGACCCUGAAUUCCAAAUAAAUUCUCUAUGAAAACGUUAA
This is a messenger RNA of Astyanax mexicanus (Mexican tetra), 1801 nucleotides long. RefSeq names its product YjeF N-terminal domain containing 3 (gene yjefn3). The record is from RefSeq and is a predicted model, not a curated record. Gene Ontology annotation, cellular component: mitochondrion. Bases 231 to 971 code for a protein of 246 amino acids. The transcript is spliced from 6 exons. Lineage: Eukaryota; Metazoa; Chordata; Actinopteri; Characiformes; Acestrorhamphidae. Gene Ontology annotation, molecular function: NAD(P)HX epimerase activity.